Messenger RNA from Helianthus annuus (common sunflower), 1024 nucleotides. RefSeq lists its product as uncharacterized. Bases 98 to 715 code for a protein of 205 amino acids. NCBI's taxonomy places the organism in Eukaryota, Viridiplantae, Streptophyta, Magnoliopsida, Asterales, Asteraceae. The record is from RefSeq and is a predicted model, not a curated record. The transcript is spliced from 2 exons.
AUUUCUUGAUUAAUUAUUUUCCAUGACCUCCGACCUUGACUCCGUGUUUUUGUUUCUUUAAAAUCCUUACAUUCACCACCUUAUUUUCUUUAUACAAAUGGACGGACCUCCAUCGCUUACUUCGGUGGUGGUGAGACCUGACUCAUCGUUUGAGGAUAUAGAUCAGCCCAUCGAGAUCCAUGAUGAUGGUGUUCAAGCGGUCUCCAUUGGAGCUAUGGCGCGGGUCCAAAGAUCACAAGAUCAGCUCACCCACACCUCUUAUAACAGCAACAACCAAGCGCCCUCUAUGGGGAUUAUGGUACACGGUAGAGGUGAUUCUCAACCCGCCGGUGAUUAUAUGAGUUACAAUGCACCACCUUCACACACUGAUGUAGCUCGCCAUGGUCAUAAAUCUCAUGAAGGUUUGAAGGAUGAAAUCAGAUUCGAGUUUAAACUUAAGGAACCCCGGAAUUUGCAGGAAACAAUCAGGCUACUCUUGAAUGAAGAGAAGCACCAUAGACAAAUGGGCAGUCCAUCUUUGACCCAGCUACCUUCCACUAAUGCUACUGGCCUCUUAGGUCCAAAUCCCGCUCCUCCGUUAGCCCUUCCAGCCCCUAAUCCGAUCAGGCGACUCUCAAGUGCUGAGUUACGAGACCGGCGUACUAAAGGGCUAUGUUUUUAUUGUGGUGAAAGGUACCGACGGAGACACAAAUGUGAUAAACCACAACUGUUUUAGUCGAUCCUACGGACGAACCCAAUCUUCACCUUGAGGACAAGGUGAACUCAAGCGGGGUGGAAUGAUAUGGUCAACACGUCCACCGGAUAAUUCUCAGCAUUUGUUUAUUUCAAUUCAGCAUGUGUUGAUUUCCUUUUAAUGUUAGGAUCGUGGGUAGCAAAUAAAGGGUGAAUGGGAUGCCAUUUUCAUCCAUGUUCUAGUAGUGUUCCAGUAGUAGUUAUUUCUUUGUAAACCCUUUUUAAAGGGCUUUUUUCUGCAAUUUAUUGAAGCUGAGAAAUUAAGUCUAAAUUCCCUCUCGUUUUCUUUCAA